AUGAGCUUGUCAUCAUCGAUAUGCAAUGAUAGCCAGCAGAAUGAAGAUGGCUCAUCAUCUCCGUCAGAUCAUGAGUACCCCGAUCCGGAUACUGCCGCCUACGUAACGAGUUAUCCAUGGCUCACGAGAAAUGAAGCGAGUCCAAUUAACUUACAGCACGACUCCUCAGAUGCUGCUAGCAGUAGUGGAUCAUCGGGAGCACUCCUAGAAGAGAAUGGUGUUCACGCUAGGAAAGGCCUCCAGGACGAUGGCGAUAUGGACUCGGAUUACCUGAAUUCUGAUAUUGCGCUUAGUCAAGAUGAAAACAUGUCCGAUGGAUCUUUUGAUGGGGAAGCAGCAGAUUGUGAGGACGAGACAGGAAACGCACGUUUGCCGCACAGACUACUCUCGCUUAAUUUGACAAGUCAUGGACGAGAGGCUGAUAUUGGAAGCACGGGUGAAAUUUUGGGUUCAAGCAGGCGAAAACGUGCUUCUAAAGGUCGUAGAGGGGGCAAGAGGGGCUUUCGUAAACCUCUUGAACCUGGGGUGGAAUUUAAAGCGCAUUUCUCUAAAGCCACCAUGGCUUUCACAAAGCGGAAUUUCGAUGAGGCCGAACUUUUUACCUUGAAAGCUCUCCAGUUCAAUCCUGAGAUGUUCGAGGCGCACAAUUUGCUCUCCGAAAUACACGCUGGCCGCGGUGACAAGGAAAAGGCACUGAGUGCCGCCUGGAAUGGAGCCCAUCUACGACCAAGGGACGCCCAGAUGUGGAUGCGAAUCGCAAGCCUUAUCCUCGAACGUGAUAGUCAGGAUAGGCAAACUGUUUUGAGAGAUGCUCUAUAUUGCUACACUCGCGUUCUUUCUGUGGAUCGGCACAAUAUCGAAGCUAGGUAUCAAAGAGCCGCCCUCAACCGCGAAUUAGGGUAUGAACGAAAGGCAAUUGGAGAGUAUGAAUAUAUGCUAAAGUACUUGCCGUGUGAUAUGACUGUCCUGCGACAUUUAGCAGAAGUCUACAUUGAGUUGAACGCCGCGGACAAGGCUCUGCACCAUUAUGAAGACACAAUUGGGCGUAUCGAGUCGACGCCUGGAGCUAGUAUGAGUCUUUCAUGGUCCGACAUUAACAUUGUUGCUGAGCUGUACAUCACCUCGCAGCAAUUUAUGGAAGGUCUAUCUAGGUUAAAGUACCUAUCUCGCUGGAUGCUUGGUCGCAAAGAUGACUUGUGCUGGGAAAACUUUGCGAGCGAUGACAGAGAAUGGGAUUAUGCGAAUGAGCCUCGUCGAGCGACGACUGUGGGAUUUGUAGAGGGUCAAUUUACAACUCGACAAUAUGGCGACGGGCUUCCUCUAGAGUUGCGAAUCAAGUUUGGCAUAUGCAGGCUGUUUUCGGAAGAGCAUGGUUUGACAGAAGCUAUGCAACACUUUGAUUGGCUUGAGCCUUCUCUAGCCGGCCCUGAAGCAAAAGUCUUCAAUUAUCCCGACCUUUUCCGUGAGGUCGCCUAUGCUCUUUCGGAACAAAACUGCUACAGGGAGGCUUUGCUGUUUUAUGAACCUUUACGAAAUGUCGAGGGCUAUGUUGACUCCACGUACUUGAUGAAUACGGCUUCUUGCUACAGAUCUGUCGGCGAGAGAGCAGCAGCGGAAGAGUGCUACAAAGCGAUUCUUGACUUAGACAUUUCGUUCACGGAAGCUCGAAUCGCCUUAUGGAACAUGGAGAAGGAGUACAAGGAGCAAAGUAACAAAGCUAGAGGCUGUGUUAUUCCAGUGCAAAAGCAGGUGCCGCGAGGUCAAAAGGCAACAAUGGCAAUCAAACGUAGAAACACACUCCACCCGCUAAUGCCAAAAUCUCUACCAGGGUCUGGAAAGGCGCUAUCCACAUCUUUCUCAACCUAUCGUGGAACAAAUCAUCGGCCUUCCGAACAGAGGGCAGAGGUCCAGGCUUUGUAUGCUCGCUGGAGGACCGCACAUGCUGGUGACCUCGUUGUGUCAGAACGAAAUUCUUGGCUUGAAGCCUCUAAGUUACUACUCCAAACUUUUCGGGACGAGAAAGUAUUCUACCCUAGUGAUAGGAGCACUAGAUUUUAUGGCUACUCAAAAGAAGCCCGAGUCAUAGCUAAUCUGUCGAAAAGCGACCAGAGCGCUUUGAAAUCCAAAUCAAGAUCUAAUAUUGGUAUGGAAGCCUUUCAGUAUCUAAAAGGGCUAAUUAAUGGAAUGUGCACAGUCACCCUAGAUGGAGAAGAGAUGACAAUACCCGACACGUAUAUGGACAUCUCAUUCUCGGAGUGGCUAAAUAUUUUCCUUGAGACAAGCCUUGAACAGGCAGGCGAGGGUCAUCUGAAAUCUGCAUAUGGGAAUGUCGAGAGCGCUCUUCGAGCUAACGUGUUCUAUCAUUCUCAUGACGCUCUCUUCCUCAUUCAUGUUUGCUGGUUCAACUAUUUUCUCCGUGCUCUAGCCAUUGAUUCCCAAAAUGCGACGAUUAAAUUUUCAUUGGCGAUGUCUUACGUGCAUUGGGCUUUCAAGCGACAGGCAGAGAAUCGCCACCAUAUAGUGAUGCAAGGCCUCGCGUUCCUCAAGGAAUAUUACGAUAGUCGGCGGGAGACAAAUGAUUUCUCCCAGCAACAAGAAGCUGAAUUCAAUGUUGGACGUGCUUAUCAUCUGCUAGGAAUGACACAUCUAGCCAUCCCGCACUAUGAAAAAUGCUUGCAGCUUGGCAAAUUCGAUAAUUUGGAACAGACUGACGACGAAGGGGAAGACUUCAGCCAAGAGGCAGCGCUCGCUCUGCAAACACACUGGGCUGCUAAUAGUCACUGGGCCCGGGCACAUACAGUUACUCGCACAUGUCAUGCCAUUCGAGGCCUAACUUACUUUCAACGCCCUUUUGCGGCCUGGAAUGUGAAACCCUCGAGCAAAAUGGACUACGAUGCAUUGAAAGACCAGUGGAGCGAGGUGGAGGAUCGUGAUGGCAUUAGAUUGAGCUGGAAUACGUUUCCAAGUACAAGAAUGGAAGCCUCGCGCCUCGUCGUACCUAUAGGAGCAUUGUAUACCCCAUUGAAGGAAAAACCGGACACCCCUGUGCUUAGAUAUGAACCGGUUACUUGCAAGCAGCCAUGCAGAGCCGUCUUGAAUCCUUUCGCCACUGUCGAUACACGGGCUCGUUUGUGGAUUUGUCCGUUCUGUUUAUCUCGGAACCAGCUCCCUCAACAUUACAAAGACAUCACGCAAGACAAUAUUCCUCCCGAAUUGCAUCCAUCCAGUACAACCAUAGAGUACAAGCUCUCACGCCCAGCCCCCGCGCCUCCCAUUUUCGUCUAUGUGGUUGAUACUUGUCAAGAAGAGGAUAGUCUAAAGGCUCUAAAGGACUCGCUGGUAAUGAGCCUGAGUCUGCUGCCUCAGAACGCGCUUGUGGGGCUCAUCACAUAUGGAACCAUGGCACAAGUGCAUGAAUUAGGCUACACCGAGUGCGCAAAAUCUUACGUGUUCCGGGGGAGCAAGGACUAUACUGCAAAACAGGUACAGGAGAUGCUCGGUCUUUCCCCUUCGGCUGGGAUGCGACCAAAUGUGCCUGCCCAGCCCGGACGACCAGCGGUAGUCAACCCAGCCGCGAGAUUCCUCCUUCCGGUACAGCAGUGCGAGUUCCAACUUACAAACGCACUUGAACAAUUACAGAAGGAUCCUUGGCCUGUGGCGAACGAUAGACGCUCGCUCAGAUGUACGGGUAUAGCUCUCAGUGUCGCCGUUGGCCUUCUUGAGUCUCUAUUUCAAAAUGCUGGAGGCCGUGUAAUGCUCUUCGCUGGAGGCCCUGGAACCGAGGGUCCUGGUCAGGUAGUAGGCCCAGAACUUCGCGAACCAAUAAGAUCUCAUCAUGAUAUCGAUCAUGACAACAUCAAGUACUACAAGAAAGCCUUAAAGUUCUAUGACAACCUUGCAAAGCGAACCGCGCAUAACGGACAUGUUAUCGAUAUCUUUGCUGGCUGUCUUGACCAAGUGGGAUUACUUGAAAUGAAAGGGCUGCCAAAUUCGACGGGAGGUCAUAUGAUACUGACAGACAGUUUUACUUCGUCGCAAUUCAAGCAGUCAUUCGUUCGAGUCUUUGACAAGGAUGCCGAGGACAGCCUACUAAUGGGCUUUAAUGCAUCCCUGGAAGUUCUGGCGACGAAAGAACUGAAAGUGACCGGACUAAUCGGUCACGCAGUCUCACUAAACAAAAAAUCUCCCAUAGUCGGCGAUACUGAAUGUGGCAUUGGCAACACUUGUUCUUGGAAGAUGUGUGGUAUUGAUCCGACAGCGAGCUAUGGUAUCUACUUUGAAAUAGCAAAUCAAGGGGGACCUGCCCAGCAUCAGCAGGGACCCCAGAAGGGAAUGCUACAGUUCCUAACCUAUUAUCAGCAUUCUUCCGGUCAAUUUCACUUACGGGUGACUACUGUUGCUCGUAGUCUAAGUGGACCAGCUGGUGACCCAGCUAUCGCUCAGUCAUUCGACCAAGAAGCAGCAGCCGUACUCAUGUCACGGAUAGCAGUCUUCAAAGCUGAAGUUGACGAUGGGCCAGAUGUGCUUCGCUGGGUGGAUCGAAUGCUGAUUCGGCUGUGCGCGCGAUUUGCAGAGUAUCGUAAAGAUGACCCGUCAUCUUUUAGGCUUGAAAAGAAUUUCACCCUGUACCCUCAGUUCAUGUUCCAUUUGCGUCGAAGCCAUUUCUUACAGGUCUUCAACAGCUCACCAGACGAGACUGCAUUCUAUAGACAUGUUCUGAACCACGAAUAUGUUGGAGACUCUCUUGUUAUGAUCCAGCCUACCUUGGACUCUUAUACUUUCGACCAGGAGGGUAGUGUGCCCGUUCUACUUGACUCGGCAUCUAUACAGCCUACGCACAUUCUUUUGCUGGAUACGUUCUUCCAAAUCCUCAUUUUCAAUGGCGAGACUAUUGCUCAGUGGAGGAAAGCCGGAUAUCAGGAUCAAGAUGAUUAUGCAAAUUUCAAGACCCUGUUAGACCAGCCGAAGGAAGAUGCUCGGGAAUUGGUGCAAGACCGGGGCUCCCAAGCCCGCUUUCUUCUGUCGAAACUCAACCCAUCAACAACACAUAUAACCAAUGCCUAUGGUGGUGCCCAGUCGGCUCAGACGAUAUUCACCGAUGAUGUAUCCUUGCAAAGCUUUAUGGACCACCUUAUGAAACUCGCAGUAUCUGGGAGUAGCUAA
Messenger RNA from Bacidia gigantensis, 5163 nucleotides. RefSeq lists its product as uncharacterized. Bases 1 to 5163 code for a protein of 1720 amino acids. Gene Ontology annotation, molecular function: GTPase activator activity; zinc ion binding; protein binding. NCBI's taxonomy places the organism in Eukaryota, Fungi, Ascomycota, Lecanoromycetes, Lecanorales, Ramalinaceae. Gene Ontology annotation, cellular component: endoplasmic reticulum exit site; COPII vesicle coat. Gene Ontology annotation, biological process: intracellular protein transport; COPII-coated vesicle cargo loading; endoplasmic reticulum to Golgi vesicle-mediated transport. The transcript has 13 exons. The record is from RefSeq and is a predicted model, not a curated record.